This is a messenger RNA of Melitaea cinxia (Glanville fritillary), 3148 nucleotides long. RefSeq names its product glycerophosphocholine phosphodiesterase GPCPD1-like. Lineage: Eukaryota; Metazoa; Arthropoda; Insecta; Lepidoptera; Nymphalidae. Gene Ontology annotation, biological process: glycerophospholipid catabolic process. The coding region runs from base 211 to 2415 and encodes 734 amino acids. The transcript is spliced from 8 exons. Gene Ontology annotation, molecular function: starch binding; glycerophosphocholine phosphodiesterase activity. The record is from RefSeq and is a predicted model, not a curated record.
GUCUUUGACAAAGUGACUAGCAAAGAGAGAGUAAAAUAACUUGCCUAUCACAGUUGCCUAUACAGGGGUGACUAGUCAGUAGUCACUAGUGUUUGAACUUAGCAGUGAGUACCUAUUUUCAGUAUUAGUUUGGUGUGCGUCUGUUCAGGUAUAGACAACGCAUAAAAACGAUAAGAACGCAAGCAGAAAAAAAUUAAAUUUUCACGUAAAAUGUCCGAAAAACAACAACCCGAAACCUCGGAAAUAUUAUCUCAAGAAUGGAUGUUUACAGUAUCCGUCUCCAAUAUCGGACCUAAGGAAAAAUUGGCUGUGACAGGAAACAUUACAGAACUUGGUGAAUGGGACUACAAGAAAGUUAUUUUUCUUGACCAUGUCGAUGGUACAGAUUUGUGGACUAAAACAGUUAUCAUUCCGAAUACUUGUGAUAUUUUCUACCGUUAUGCCAUAUGUCUGUAUAAUGAAGAAACAAAAGAUGUUAUUGUUCGUCGAUGGGAGACUAACAUUCAACCUAGAAUUAUCAAAGAUAAUAUGCUUCACCCAGUAACUGAUAUAUUUGGUGAAUAUGGCGGAAAACAAAACAUUUCUAAAGGAUGGUUGACUUCACAAAGUUUAAUUCAAUUUAAAUUCAUUAACAAUCCCUUAAAACUAAAAAGUCGUUUAGUUGGACGAGUAAUGAAUAUAAAAAUUACGCCAGUGAAGUUAUCUUUCGGGGCUGAGCCUCAAAUAGAAGAUUCAUCCCUUAGUACAGACACAUCAGAUAUAGAAAUACCUGUUGGUGUGUUUGUUGAAGUAGCUACUCUUGAUAAUGACCCUUCUACAUGUAAUCUUCAGCCUCAAGAACAGUUUGGUCGAGAGUAUAAGACAAAUGAUGUCAUGUUAGUCAAUGUUUUAGCCCCAAACCCUAAAAGUCUUGCAUACCUCAUAGAUUUCUAUUCCUAUAGCUCCCAUGCUUCUGAUGAUGAGCCUCCAUCUCACAUAGGGUACACAUAUGUUCUGCCUAACAUGUUUAAGCCUUCAGAAGGCUCAUUAGAACUACCAGUUACCUGUAAUGUUAAGCAUCGGCCUCUUGGUACUAUUAAUUUUGAAUAUCUAAUAAUCUCACCUAUUGAAGACAGUCUCUGUACAUUAGAAGUAUCUUAUGCUAAACAUUGGGAUCCCUCUUGGACUGGACUGGAAGUUGGGCAUAGAGGCUUGGGGGCUAGUUUUAAAACAAAAGAGGGAAAUGCCAUUCGUGAAAACACAAUAGCUUCCCUUAAAAAAGCAGCUGCCAGCGGGGCAGAUAUGCUGGAAUUUGAUGUGCAACUAAGUAAAGACAUGAUACCAGUUAUUUAUCAUGAUUUUCAUGUGUGUAUUUCAAUGAAAAGAAAAAAAGAAGUUGACUUCACAGAGAUGCUAGAAUUGCCAGUGAAAGACUUGACCUUGGAGCAUCUACAAAAACUUAAGGUGUACCACUUAGUUGAAGGGCGCAACCAUGAAAUUUUGUUCUUUGAUGAAGACUUAGAAGAACACCAGCCUUUCCCGACACUUGAAGAUGCUCUUAAGCAGUUAGAUGAACAUGUUGGCUUCAACAUUGAGCUCAAGUGGACCAUGGAACUAAAUGAUGGAACCUUUGAAUUAAACAAUCCUUUUGACAUGAACACUUAUGUUGAUAAGGUAUUAGAGGUUGUUUUAAAAUACGCCGGGCAGCGUCGCAUCGUGCUCUCUUGUUUUAAUCCCGAUAUAUGCACUAUGGUGCGUAACAAACAAAAUAAAUACCCUGUAAUGUUCUUAACUGUGGGAAUUUCUGAAAAGUACCAGCCAUAUAGAGACCCAAGAUGUUUAACAAUACCAGCGGCUGUACAAAACGCCAUUAGCUCAGACAUUUUAGGAAUUGUCGUUCACACCGAGGAUUUGCUUCGAGAUCCGACUCAGGUUAAAUUGGCAACGGACGUCGGUCUAGUCAUAUUUUGCUGGGGAGAUGACAAUAAUGAUAAAAACACUAUAAAAAGACUUAAGGAGAUGGGCCUGCAUGCUGUGAUAUAUGAUAAGCUUGACGAGUAUACCACCAAAGAAGUCAAGGAGAGCAUAUUCCUGAUGGAGGCGCGCGAGUCGCAGCGGGAGAUAAUGCGCCUCACCGCGCUCGAGGCGUCACACUCCGGCAGCGAGUCCACGCCUACAGACGCGCCCCGCCCUUACCUCGACCUCGCGCAACACCGAGUCUUCGAAACCCGCUCCACAGUAACCUCGCUCGAGUCCCUCGCCUCUAUCGACAUCCGAGACGAACAAACCGAUAGGAACUUGAAACGCAACCGAGACCUAAUCAGAACUAUCGAUAAGGAGUCCCAGGUUAAGGAGCAACGCAUUUCGUUCAAAGGCCUAUUUACGAGUUGCGAUACUUCUAAAGGUUCUCCGAAGAAGUUCCGUAAAGAAGAUUAAAUAGAUACCGCGGUACAUGAAUCUGACACGAUACAAUUACUAGGAGAUUUGCACGAUAAAUUUUGAGUAAUUGUACAAAUAAUAUUUGCUCUAUUUUUUACUAUGUAAUUAAUUCCAUGUAUCUCUUAUAGAUUUUUUUUUUCAUUUUGUAAUGUAUUAAAUCGAAUUUUAGCUGUGUAGGUACUUAAAUUGCGUAAAGUAUUAAAUUUAUGAAAGUAUUGUUGGUGUGGUAUUUUGUUUUAAUAAAUGUCUAGUACCAUUCAAUAUGUUUCGUUACGUAUAUUUUUAUAAGAAUUUAAUUAUUAAAUGUAACCAUAUUCAUGUCGAGCUGAGCAUAACAUUACAUUCAUAUUUUCAUUCUGUAGUGACAAGGUUAGACAAUUUUUACGAAAAAAAAAAAAAAAUAGCCAUAGUUUAUGUUUUCUUUUUUUAAAAUAAAUAAUUAAGACAUUGCUUUUUUACUAUUUAUUUCGCAAGUGAAUGUAUGGUUAGGUAAUAUGUGGUUAGUUGCUUUCUUUAUUAGGUGGCUUGCCAAUAUUUUCAGUGUAUACAAAGAUAUUUUUUAAAUUGCACUUUUAAUAUGUCAUGUUUCAUAAUAGAUAGAGUAAUUGAUUUUGAAAGAAAAAAGAUAGAUAAAGUAAUUGAAUUUGUAAGUAUUUAGUCUGUGAUACAUUGUAGAUUUUAGACAUUAAAUAUUUUAAACUCUUGUAUUUUAAUAAACAGUAAAUCACAA